UAGCAUUCCACCCUCCUUGUCGACGAGAGCGCCAUUUUAGUGGAUGUGUUUUACACUAUAGUUGAGAUCGAAGAUGUUUCUUGGUUAAAGUUAAGGCGGGAAAUGGAAUUGGUAAACACAGAAAAUACAGAAAAACAACAGGCAGUAUUAUGUGAACAGAAAGCUGACAAAACUAACGUCCCGUGGCCACAAAGUGAAGCAAUCACAGUGAAGGCACACGAUGUUGUUGAUCUGCCCGACGAGACGCCAAACCUUGCUUGGAACCCAGUUCCUGUCACCAGAGUCGAUGACGAGCCUGUAGGUGAUGACGGACCUUCUAGUAGAAAGAUUGCGCGAAAUAUUGAGAGUGUAAACCCAGAAACUAACGAAGUACAACCAGAAGUAUUAAAUGAACUCGAUACUGAGAAAGCUAACAUUCCUUGGCCUGAAAAUGCCAUUUCAAUGGAGAGGGGUUUCGGUGACAAUUCGGCAAACACUGCGAAAACAGAACGUGUUAUUGAUCUUCCAAUCGAACCCUCCAAUUUAGGUUGGAGUUCAGUUGGAGAAGUGAAUAAUCAUCAAAACGUUAAAUGUUUUCGUGAGGAUGAAACUAGCCCUUCUUCAGCUGGGAAGGUUACGAUUGUUUGGGCAGAUGAUGCUGCAGAAAUCGACAGAAUUGUAAAGGAAUAUAUGGAAAAAACAAAUUCCAGGUUUACCUCCUGGAAAACAACAAAGGGGUUUCUCAGAGAAAUAACUGACAUAAAGAAAUAUAAGAUAACUUUUGAAGACGCUAAAGUGAAAAGCCGACCUGAGCAGCAAAUCACCUAUGAUGGAAUCCCAUACAUCAUAGCAGGGCAAAAAAUAUAUGAAUGUGAAUUUGGUGUGGACAGAAAUAUCACUACUAAGAAGAGACUUCUUGAUUUAAAAGCUGUUGAGAUGCUGCGAAAACUUUCAGGGGUUGAGGAGCAAAAGUCUGACAUCGACUUAAAGGUUGUAAAGAGAAGGGCACCUCGCUUUUGUAAAAAGUUUGGCUGUCCAGCAAAAAUAGUUCUUAGAGAUGUUGUCUUUUUUCCUGAGUACAAGUCGAAAGGGAACACAGAAAAGUAUAAACGUAAAAUGACAAAAGCCUUACACCAAGACUGGAAUGAAAACAAAAAUAUUAUGAUGAGGAGGAGGGUUAUAAUUCCACUGCCUUCAGUGGACCACCAUCAGUUCCAUCCAACAUCACAUAAUGAAAAAGCGAAAAGACAGAGAAAACGCAAAAAGAGCAGCAAAGCUGUCAAGAAUGAGGAGGGGGCAAAUAGUGAUGCUGAAGUUGGGGAAGAUGAUGUUGUCACAAAUGGACAAGGCCAAUGUGCUAGCAGUGGUGGUGAGCAGGUUGCAAUACCAGCCACAGGGUACUAUACAAGAAAUAUACCAAUUUGGUCCAGGUGCAUGGUCAGCAUUGUGAGAAAACUGAACAAUUUUCAUCAACCUGGGUCAUCUAAAGAUCUAUGUAGACCAUUUAUGGUUAAAAAUGUCCAAUGUGGAAUGAUUCCAUUAGCUGUUCUGGAUGUCUUGCAAAAUCAUCAAGAUAUAUUUCAUUUUGUUAAAGAUGAAAAAAAUGACAACAUUAAGUUUGUCACAUUGAGUGGAAAGCUAAAAACAGCGGAUCAAAGAACCAAUGCAGUCAACACUUUAGUCAGAGAGUUUCGUGAAAAAAAUAUGUUUACCACUUUAAAUGGCUGGCGAGAUGAGCUAUAUGCAGUUUGUUCAUCAUAUGGAAGUGAAUUGUUUUUUGAACUGGAAAGAUCUGCAGCUUGUCUGUUUGGCAUUCAUCAAUAUGGUGUACAUCUUAAUGGCUAUGUAAGGAAUGCACAAAAUGAAAUUUACAUGUGGAUCGGCAAAAGAAGCGAUACGAAGCCUACUUGGCCUGGCAAACUUGAUAACACAGUCGGUGGAGGCCUUGCUUCUGGGAUGACAGUCCAGUCUGCUUUGGUAAAGGAAUGCUUGGAAGAAGCUGCUAUCCCUGAAGAACUAGUAAGACAGGCAAGACCAGCUGGAACAGUAAGUUAUACCUAUGAAGACGACAGAGGUAUCUUCCCAGAGACUCAGUUCGUGUUUGAUUUAGAAAUGCCAGAGUCAUUUCAACCUGUUAAUAUUGAUGGAGAAGUUCAAGCGUUUUAUCUUCUAACCAUGGAAGAGGUCAAAGCCCUGAUUGCCACUGAUGAGUUUAAACCAAACUGUUCCCUUGUGAUUCUUGAUUUUCUUAUCCGCCAUGGGUUUAUUAGCCCUGAUGAAGAACCAUUUUAUACUGAACUGGUCAGAGGAAUUCACAGUUAACUUCUGACUGCAAGAAGUCGCUUUAAAGACAGUAAUAUACGAGUUAAUAGGUUUUUAUACAGAAAACUAAUGUGAGCAAUUUGCAAAUAUGUAUAUAGGAAAUAAUUACAGAAUAUUGUUAAACUAUUUCGAGCUAACAUGAUCGUAGCAA
Molecule: messenger RNA, 2452 nt
Organism: Rhopilema esculentum
Lineage: Eukaryota; Metazoa; Cnidaria; Scyphozoa; Rhizostomeae; Rhizostomatidae
Molecular function (GO): 8-oxo-dGDP phosphatase activity; DNA-binding transcription factor activity
Source: RefSeq, a predicted model, not a curated record